CGAGUCCUUAACGCUGGCGCAGGGAAGCUCCCGCUGGAGGCCGUGCAGGUGGUGCUGGAGGAGCUCCGCAAGCAAGGGAACCUGGAAUGGUUAGAUAAGAACAAAUCCAGCUUCCUGAUCAUGUGGAAGAGACCAGAAGAAUGGGGAAAGCUCAUCUAUCAGUGGGUGUUGAAGAAUGGCUUGACAAAUUCUGUAUUCACACUGUAUGAAUUAACCAGUGGAGAUGAUACAGAGAAUGAAGAGUUCCAUGGCUUGGACGAGUCUAUGCUGCUUCGUGCCCUGCAAGCCUUGCAGCAAGAGCACAAAGCUGAAAUUAUCACGCUGGAUGAUGGCCGAGGCGUCAAGUUCUUUUAAUAGGAACCCUUUCCCUUCCACUCUUCUCUGACUGCUGAAGCAUUUCUAGUUGUGAAGGUUCAACCUCCUGGCCCGGUUUCAAGUAGUGACUGCAAGGAUUUCUUGGGGCAAGGAGAAUCUGCGAAGCCUUCCAAAGACAUGACAUUUCUUAGAAAUAUUCAGAGAUGCUCUGUCUGUCUUUUCUCCCUGUUGAUUUCUGUUUGAGAGGUUAAAGCUGCUCUGAGCAGAUCCAAAAGGGACCACCCUAGAAGUGGAGUGGAACCACUCCUGUUACUGAUCGCUGUUCCUAGGAAAGCAGCCGGAGCGGGUUCUGCAGCUGGCUAGUCAAGCUUGGCCUUAAGGGCAACUCCCUCCCACCUUCCACUCAUGCACUCGGGUCCUGCAGUCCUUGUUGCAUUGCUAAGUGUAGUGGAAGCCAGCAUACAGAACUCCCUGUAGCUGCUGUGGUAUGUAAGAGCUCAACAGAAGAAUGAUAUGUGCUUGCUGGAGAGCAGGCUGUGCAGUGUGGAUGCCAAGGAACUAAUUUGGAAUAACUAAAAUAAGAUGGUAUUUACAGAGCAGCUUGAGUCUUUUUGUCUAUCUUUAUUUUCCAUCAGUAACAGGAUGGUGUACCAAGUUAUUGCCCUUUGUCCAUGUUGCCUUACUGCAGCAGCAUGCAGGGGAGGAGACGGGCCCGUCGUGACUCUGUCUGCGAAGCCGUCCCACCUGAUUUGGAAGCCAGUAGAACAAGUGCUUUUUUCCACAUGCCAGAGUUAUGGGCCAUCGGGGCUCUUACUGCCUACUAGUGUCUUCGAGGCAGAACUUAUUUUAAUUUUUUGUGUGCAAUCCAUUGAAAGCUAAUGGGUUUAUUACAGUCGUGGUGAGGUAAGCUCUGUAAAAAGGUGGGCUGGUAGAGAGUGUAACUAAUUUUUCAGAUCCUUAAUCCUGAUAGAGGUGUACACAGCUUAUCAGAAACCACGGCCCAGGUACAGCCUUUGACCCAAUAAAUUCCUAGUCACCGACCAAUGGAGGCUGGACAGCUGUAGCUGGGGAAGGAUCACACUCUGCUUACCCGUUCUUGUGUUCUUUGCCUAAGCAUUCGGUACUUAUUGCUCUCGGACAUAAGUUACUGGGCUAUAUCAGCCUUUAAUCAGGCCCGUUAUGGUCAUUCUUAUAAUUGUACAGAACAAAAAGCCCCUGCCCCUCUGGCAAGUUUUAGCUGUCUUUCCCCAGCCAGUGCUGAACAGUUUGUCCUUCCCUGCCCUGCUUUUGGAGAACUCUUCAGCACUCGUUCAGCCGCAGCGCUGCUGACAGCCAUUGUCAACAGUGGGUAAUUUUCAGUGUGGACAAGAUGCCAGAGUCCAGACUGAGUUUGUGGGACUGUGAAGAUAAAAAAUCUCCUGUCUGAAGCAGCAGCCUUUUGACUUGGCGUCUGUGCAAGGUGCUGUCUUGGUUUGUAGCUGUUUGCUUGCAGGCACGUCACUCCUGAACUGCGCUUGGAGACUAGUUAUAAACGUUCUGCUCCGUCGCUGGUGACAGCAGUGCUGUUCCUUGUUGCUGGUAGAGGAAUUCCUGUGUGCCAGCACAUCGCUGCCGGAACAAGGCACCAUUGGCGUUAGUGCCGCGUUCUUGUCUCGUUGGGCUGGGGUCAUUUCUACAGGAACUCUUGAGAGUAAACAGAUAGCGCAGCACACAGUGACAUGCCUGCCUCCCAUCAGCACCACUUGGCGGUUUGAGGAGAGCUCUAAUUGGUUUUGCAUGCCGUACUUUUUAACCCCUACUGUAGCAUCUCCUUCCAUCUCAGUCAAGUGUCUGUCCGGCCUGCCUGGCUUGUGAGUCCCUGUUAAAGCUAUGGAAGAAGUUCAGAGAUGGGAUGAACGUGGUAUUCUUCUGUGCCUGACCAUGUGUUGCUUAAUCUGUAAAGUGGAUGGAUACAUCCUCGAAACAAAGAUGACAAGGUCUGUCUUGGCGUACAUGCCGCGGUGCACUGUCCACCAGGUGACGUGUGACUGUGGCUCAGCAAAACUAGUUCUCCGCAGCCGCAGCCAGCAAUGUCUGCGGAAGGGAAGGCCGGCGCAGACUCUGCCAGGCUGCGUGCCGGGGGCCUCGUGGAGCGUCCCAGCAGAGGGAGCACGGACGCUCCUGGUAGCCUGCCAGCCCGCUUCACAGCACCUCUGUGCUGGACUGCGCCUGUAUCACGGGUCUCUGCUGAAACCAGGAUCCUCCCUGUGCGUUCGUUCGCGGUGCAGGCUGCAGCCAGGGAAGUCUCUGCGUAGGAAUUGUCUUGUACCAGUGUCUACUCUGCGCUUGUCAUGGUGUCCAAGAGCUGCUUCUCCUUCCCUUUUCACGCCGCUCGUGUUGAGUCUUCCCCUCUCUUGCUGCCGUGCCCUCUCCUCUUGCUGCUCUUGCACCCGCUGCAGCAAGCUGUGUUUCUGUGCUGGCUAUUCUGUGUACCAGGUGGCACCCGCUUUCAACCUUGAAUAAUGAGUCUUUAUCAGAUAGGCCCAGGACGUUUGUAUUUCUUGCUCUUCGUAUAGGUGUUGUCUACCCCUCAGCACCGUGUUCUCUUAUUGAGUUGCAUUUGCCGAAUGUAACCUUGAUCUCCUUGAGUGAGUCUGUGUUCUUAAUUAAAUUUGUUCCCUUCUUAGGAAAUGGCUGAUGUGACAUUAGAUAAACCUAAACUAGCCUUUUUCUUUCCAAGGCACUUCUGGCAGUCAGUCACUGCUUUUUCAGCUUCCUACUUAGCUGCUUACUCAGUGGGAAGAGGUAGAAGAACAUGCUUCCCCCCUCCUUGCAUGGUAUACAGCGCCUUCUUCCGCACUUGUGUGCGCAAUCACCCUCUCUGUCAAUUGCAACAGGUCGCAUCUCGCCAUGCCUGCCGGUUCCUUGCGCGAUGGACUGCCGGUUGUCCUCUGUGCAAGUUUUCUGCUGCCGCGUGAUACAGGCAUUGCUGCAGUGGCAAUGAAGGGCUCGCGCAAAUGCUGCCUUUGUGUCAGAUUAUCUGACUGGCUUACGUGUGUGGGAAGAGUGGAGAGACUGAAACAGCAGCCGCUAGCUGGUGCUGCCAUGUCUGGAGGAGACCAGACACUCGCUGGCCGUCCCUUAUGAUGACGGUGACAGUGGCAGUUUGCAGCUUCGGUGAUGUAAGGACCUGCCAGCAGCUGAAAACAAAGCUUUUUUUAUCGUC
Molecule: messenger RNA, 3520 nt
Organism: Struthio camelus australis
Lineage: Eukaryota; Metazoa; Chordata; Aves; Struthioniformes; Struthionidae
Source: RefSeq, a predicted model, not a curated record